AAGCACCAUUAUGUUGUACCAACUUUUGCCAUGGCAGGACAAAGUCAAGCAGAUGUCAUCAAGUUAUUAUUCAAUCAAGUAGAUCAUGCACCUUUUGCUCCUAAAGAAGAAUAUGAACGAACAAUACCAUGGCAUAUCGAUCAAAACAAUUCACUUGUUACAUUGUCACAUUAUACAUGUCUGGGUAAAGAAAACCCAGUGUCUCGAAAUUAUUUAUUGAGCCUAGGUCAACGCUUAGGCGUGACAACCAUCUUGGUCAUUACUGAUGAACAUACAAGUGAUACUGUGUAUCCCUUAUUAGAUGCUCUCACAAAAGCCAUGGAGCUCAACACACACGCUGACAAGCUGACAAAACAACCUUCUUGGUGGAACAGAGUUGUUCUUGUCAUCAAUCAACAACACGAUGUGAGUGAUCAAAUAGCUUAUACACAGCGUAAAAACAUACUUGUGGGAGACAUGCCUCGUAUUCAAGAACGGUAUCGAAUCUCUCAGCCGCUUUCUACUUUAUUCGUGAGCACACAAGUAUACGAUCAAAUCAAACAGACUCAGGAAGGCGUUCAUUAUCAACGCUGUUGUCAGCGCAUUCUGUGGCAAAUGAUGCAGAAACACACGUUGAGUGGGCGCUGGUGUAGUGAACUAUCAACGCUUCAGAACAGAAUGAACAGUACUAGCAACACAUUGAAUAUCUUGACAGAAGACGACGAAAGUAGUUCAAGUAGUGAUGAAUCCUUGUUUGUUACAGUCAUUGAUUAUGUCGAUGGAAAGAUAAAGAAACCAACGAAAAAGAAAAAG
Gilbertella persicaria is the source of this 792-nucleotide messenger RNA. RefSeq lists its product as uncharacterized. NCBI's taxonomy places the organism in Eukaryota, Fungi, Mucoromycota, Mucoromycetes, Mucorales, Choanephoraceae. The annotation marks the transcript as partial. The record is from RefSeq and is a predicted model, not a curated record. The transcript has 4 exons.